GGUACCCCGGCAUGUGGAAAAACAACCAUUCGCAGAUUAGUUGUCAAUGUCCUUCUUGCAACGCGCCCAAAGAUGCCCGUAUAUGUGUUGAAUGGCUGGAAGAGAGAGAGGGUACUGGAGAAUAAUGGCUGGGACAAUCAUCUCAAGAAAUGCACCGGAAUCCGAGGGGAGAUGUGGCCGACAACACCUGCUUUUUUAUUAUUCGAUGAAUGUCAACAGUCCUUCUGGGAUGAAGACCUUUGGUCUGGGCUCAUUAAAGAGGUUAACCCGUUUUCGCCGAUAUCAGAAUCUCCGCGCAUCAUCUUUUUCUCGUCAUAUGGAUCCCCAGGCCGCGGGAACGCUGGUUUCGACUCUGAUAAAUACUUCCAGACCCCCCCAUACUUCGGAGAACAACAAACCGUAUCUAUGCGAAUUGAAGAGAAUCAAGCCACCGGCAUUUCACACGGUCUCCAUCUUUUGUUGAGCCAGCACGAGGCGUUUGAUAUGAUGCAUAAAUAUGUAAAUGGCGUCGGCUUACCUUUGUCCGAGGAACUGAUGUUAUACUUGUAUAUAAUAAGCGAAGGACAUGCCGGCUGCCUUGCAGCUCUGAUGGGAACACUGGAUCGAGACCCGGACCUCGACUAUCACAGGCGCCAGGAUGAGAUGUUGGAAUUGAAUGCUGUCCAAGACAGACUUCUGAUCCACCCAGAGAAGUUACUCAGGCUCCUGCGAAAUACUCCCUUCUGCAGGGGAAUGCCGGUGGACAACAUCUUACAAGACACCAAGGUUGCCAAGGUAUUUAAGAAGGCCGUCGCUUCUGAAAUGGUCCGAGAGAAUUCCUUUGAGCAGGAUCUGCGCCCGACACUUGAAAGAAUUUGGAGGAACGGCUGGCUGAAUGCUGAAAGAAUAAGGAAAGUCACGUAUUACACGUUCCCAAGUUGCAUGCACCGGUGGUUCUGCGCGUAUAUGCUGUACGAAGAGUCUGCUUCAAACGAAAUCCGCUGCGCGUCUCCACUUGAGCUUGCCAUGACCUCGAUUCGAGCUUUCAUUCCACGAAACCUCGCAGAUCCGCCAAGGGCUCAGACAGGGCAAAAAUUGCCUUUGGAAGAUCAAUUUCAAAAAGAGUUUUACCGAGCUUUCUAUUCAGUCGUGGACGGAAAUGUCUUGGUCUCUCCUGGAUAUAUAGCCAAAAGACGGAAAAGGGGCGGGGCAAUUGACUUCCUGGUUCCCGCGAAAGGAUGGGGUUUUGAGCUCACCAGGAAUCGUAGCAAAAUCCGGGAGCACAUGGAGCGGUUCGAGCCCGGGGGGAAGUACCAUGGAUUGAUCAUGUCCAAUGUCAUGAAGGAGCACGUGGUUUUGGAUUUCACCAUCUCGACACCAAAGAAAGCCCACCCCGACUACGACCGCCUUUACCAUAUUGUCUUCACCAACAAUUUCCGAGAUGUCAACAUCAUCCGCGCCCAAGACCUUGAGAGUGUCCAGUCAUUUACCCUGUCUGAAAACGAUAACCCCUUAAUGUAGUCUCCAAAAGGAAAAGAAAAGAAAGAGGCUUGGCAAGAAACUCCGCUGUAAAAACUGCACUCCCAAAGCAUGUGAAGAGCGAAAUUAGCUCUUGUGGGAAAAUAUGGGCGAUUAGAGCAACUACAUCUUUGGCAUGUGUUUUCACGGUGGUGUUGAUAGUUGGUGUUGUGUCAUAACAGCAGACAGGACUUUGGUAGAAACCACGAUGAUCAU
Molecule: messenger RNA, 1713 nt
Organism: Aspergillus glaucus CBS 516.65
Lineage: Eukaryota; Fungi; Ascomycota; Eurotiomycetes; Eurotiales; Aspergillaceae
Exons: 4
Coding region: 73-1500 (475 amino acids)
Source: RefSeq, a predicted model, not a curated record